AUGGAGGUAAAGGAGGAUAAGCAGCAAGAGCAUAAAAUAGAAGAUGCUGGUAUAGUGUAUGUAACUGAAAAAAAAGAAGAAAUCAAACAUGACAAAAAACCUGGAAAAAGUAUACAACAUUCAAAACCAUGUGUCGGGAGAGGACGUGUAUAUUAUGCGAAAUUCAUUCAUACAAACGCAAGAACAUUCAAUGAACCAGUUCCCUACAUAGAUCCCAAAAAAGGGCCAGAAAAGCAGGGUGACUGGUGGUCACAUGGUAAAAGACUGGAGCAUCCCUUCCAACCAUCUUAUGACACUAAGAGCACCCAGAGGAGUGACUUUCAAAAACCAGCAUGUCCAUUGGUUUUGCCAGUCAAACACAGCAAGUUGCAAAAGCCUUCUUGUGGAAUAGUUCCACUUGCCUCUCCUGAUGCAUCAGAACUUCAAAAGAAUUUUAUACAGCACAUCUCUUUUUUACAUCAAUAUGAUGCUAGGAAAAAUCCCAAUGAGCCCAUCCGGGGAAAGCGACAUGGAGCUUUUGUGCAGACAGAGAUAAAACCAGGGAGUAGGCCAAUAGUUCCUACGGGAACAGAGGUAUUACGGAAUGCUCCGGGGUCAUGCUCAUCAGAAGUGUCCAAAAAAACAGAGAAAGGAAACUCAGCGGAAAGCAAAAUGAGCUCACCAGGUCUCUGCCGACAAAAUUCCCCAGAGCUGUCAGAGACUGAAGCUCCCUUAUCAGAAACAGAUGUCAGAGAGGCAGCCAAGGCAUGCCCCCGAAGUCCUGAGAGAAGGGAGAAGGUCGCAGACAUCUUCCAAGUAACUGCAGUAAACGUUCUUCUCCCCAGGCAUGAUCAUUUCAAUCCACCAAUAAAAAGUCAGGAUAAGUCAGGAUAA
Neomonachus schauinslandi (Hawaiian monk seal) is the source of this 873-nucleotide messenger RNA. RefSeq names its product chromosome 10 C2orf73 homolog (gene CIMIP6). The record is from RefSeq and is a predicted model, not a curated record. NCBI's taxonomy places the organism in Eukaryota, Metazoa, Chordata, Mammalia, Carnivora, Phocidae. The transcript is spliced from 5 exons. The coding region runs from base 1 to 873 and encodes 290 amino acids.